UAUCGAGGCGCCGACGGCCGUCUCCAUGACCCGUUGUCUGCUGGGAGGGAGUCCUGCUGCAACCGGGCGCUUAUCGAGCGGGCCGUCCAGUUUAGCUUCAGACCUCGACAGUGCCUGUGAGACGGGCAGCCAGCGCCGCGAAGAACCAUUACCGGACAGUGUCGGCGCCCGUGGAUGCGAUGUACCACAGCGCCGAGCACGUGUCCACCAUCAGCGGCCGCUACGGAAAGUCCGAGGGCGAGCCCCCGUUCCAAGCUGUCCUUCUACACCCUAGAAAGGCGGAAAAGGUUCACUCGUCACGCUCCUUGCCGGGCAGAUCUACAGACUUUAUUACGAGCCACGGUUUUUCUCCGCAGCGGCAGAGCAGCCACGAGAAUGUAUCCAGUACCGACAGCUCAAAUGUGCACGUUCAGAUAUCGGACAUUGCUGGCGACGAAGAUAUUGUAGCAAUAACGUACUUUCUGAAGAUAUGCAAGUCAACUAUAUUGAAGCCAUACUCCGUCAUUCUACAGUUGGUAGCAUGGCGUAAGUUUCGCAAGGACAACCCUACGCGUCACCACUUGUCAUGGAGGAUCAUGAAUGUCCUGUACCCAGCCAUUAUCCUGAUGCUGCUGCUUUUUUAUGCGGCUCUUCAGGGUCUAGCUUGUCCUGGACGUCUAGAAUUCAAAACAAUGCAAGCGACAGCUCUGCGGAACUCGACAAAAAUCGUCCCAAGAAACGUGACUCCUACCCCUGACUACUUCUGGGAUGAUUAUGACGACUACACAACAACGCAGAGUUACGAGGUGCAGUCUCUGGGCGAGCUGCCGCUGUGUCAGCACCGGCUCACCCUGUACAUCCUGCCCAGCCUGCUGCAGGUGAUCGCCUUCCUCUACGGCUCCUACAUGUUCCGAAUCAUCGGGGUGGACGAGGAACUGUACGCCAUCAUGGAGAAGGUCUUUCUGCAGUCGUCAGCGUACUUUACGGAGCGGAUUAUCAUAACAGUUACAAGGAGGUUCCUACUGGCAGGCGUAGUAUGGACGCUUAUGCAGAUAGCGGUGCAAAUACUUUACAACUUGGCCUUGGAAACAGAAGAGCAACUUAUGGAGAGAGCUUUUUCAAAGUUACCAGAGUGGAAGACGAUGGUGCUAAUCACACUUCGGAUCCUGGGCCAGCUGGCGAUGAUCCUUGUGGAGAUGGCUGUGGUGCUCAACUACUGCACCCAGUGCGAGAUGAUCAUCAUCUACCUGCGCGGGGUGGCGCUGAGGCUGCGGGAGAAGCGCAUCACCAUCCGCGAGGGAAUGCACGUCAGUCGCCGCUCCCUCGCUCGUACGAGCACCCGCUUAGAAAGGGAGGUUACGCUCACAGAGCAGGCGCGACCGACCAGUGCGUUCUGUGAAAAAACUGUCUGCUACCGUACAGGCGCAUAUGAAACCAAACUAUCAGAGUGCGCACUUAAGGCGGGUCCUUAGUGCAUUUUAACGAUCUGUAGAAAGGUGACCGCUUGCGUACGGUCUCAGAUCUACUGUUAGCACUUAUAGGUUUCGUAGCGAUGUAGUACAGCUCCCCACUACACUUGUCUAUAGACCUUUUCAUCGGGCGAGGAGGAAAGGGCGCGCGACGAGCCUUUCCUCCUCUCUGGCUUGGGCGAGCCAGCGCGGCGCGCCUUGAAUGUGUUGCCGGUCGCUCGCUGCGGAAAGAUUUGGAGGUGUUUUAGCUAGUUCUGAGUGCAAUUUACGGGAUGUCAGUUCUUGCGAGGUCGUCGAACAACC
Molecule: messenger RNA, 1751 nt
Organism: Dermacentor silvarum
Lineage: Eukaryota; Metazoa; Arthropoda; Arachnida; Ixodida; Ixodidae
Exons: 10
Coding region: 180-1451 (423 amino acids)
Source: RefSeq, a predicted model, not a curated record